GUCAAAUCCACUCUUCUAAAAAAUCUCCAAUAUACCCAACUUCACCCUCUCUCUAAAUUUCUCAAUCUCUCUCUAAAUUUCUCUCUCUAGAAUGUCCACUUCCAAAAGAAAGGUUAUUCUCAACACAAUCUCAAUAAACUUAGGUUGUAGUUGUAGGAGGCCAAAACUUUCAUCAAUUUUCAACCCUAAACCAAAAUCUAAAACACCCAAAUACCAAAAAUACCAUAAUAACUAUUCUUACUCUAAUUAUUCCUCUACUUCAAGCACUACAACUACUACUACUACUUAUAAUGAGUAUGGUUAUAACUCUAGAAACUCCACUUUCUCACCUUAUAUGGAUACUACAACUUCCUCUUCUUCUUACUCUAACCCAUGUUCAUCAAUGGUGGAUGGGUUCGGUCGGGCCGGGCCUAAAUCUAUUGCUAUUGAGAAGGAUUCAAGUGACCCAUAUGUGGAUUUUAGGCAAUCUAUGCUUCAAAUGAUUGUGGAGAAUGAGAUUUAUACUAAGGAUGAUCUUAAGCAACUUCUCAAUUGUUUCUUGCAGUUGAAUUCUCCUUCUCUUCAUGGGAUUAUUAUUAGGGUUUUUACUGAGAUUUGGAAUACUUUUUUCUUCUCUAGAAGAGCUGAAUUUGCUCCCCCUAGGUCUUAUGUUCGACCUAAAUCGUAUGAAAUUUAGGCGAACAAGAGUAAGCUACAUACAUCGGAUGUAAGGCUAAAGUAGUGUGACCCAGAGAGGUGGUUUGAUUUUGAGUUAAUUUUACUGAAUUUUUAGGUCUAAAUUAGUAAAAUUUAGG
Molecule: messenger RNA, 794 nt
Organism: Amaranthus tricolor (Joseph's coat)
Lineage: Eukaryota; Viridiplantae; Streptophyta; Magnoliopsida; Caryophyllales; Amaranthaceae
Product: transcription repressor OFP6-like
Exons: 1
Coding region: 92-676 (194 amino acids)
Biological process (GO): negative regulation of DNA-templated transcription
Source: RefSeq, a predicted model, not a curated record